Molecule: messenger RNA, 849 nt
Organism: Pichia kudriavzevii
Lineage: Eukaryota; Fungi; Ascomycota; Pichiomycetes; Pichiales; Pichiaceae
Exons: 1
Coding region: 1-849 (282 amino acids)
Biological process (GO): mRNA splicing, via spliceosome; maintenance of RNA location
Cellular component (GO): nucleus
Molecular function (GO): mRNA binding; protein binding
Source: RefSeq, a predicted model, not a curated record
AUGGAACACAAGUUAAACGAGCAGAGCAAACGAAAUGCGGAUGAAGAGGGGCGAUUUUAUAGUCGUAGAAGGUGGAAUCGAGUAGAGGGAGAUCAUGACAGAAAUUCCAAUGAAAUGAAAUACUCUAGAAGUGAAGAUUGGAGAGAACGAAGGGAUUAUUCAAGAGGUUAUUAUAGAAAUAGUAGAGAUGAAAAAAGAGGCAAAUAUGGAUACGAAAAAAGAUACGACCCAAGUAAUAACAGGUAUCCUAAAGAAAAUUAUCGUACUUACAGAGAAAAAAAUCGGUAUGGGGACAUCAAUUUAAGGCGAACCAAUGUGAGUAGUUCAAGACAGUCUAAUCCUCAAAACCCAAUACCGGUUGAUCUCACUCCUUCUGGUGUGUUGACUAGAUAUCUACAUUUGUCAGAUGUCACAAAGUCUUUAAGUGAAUCUGAUACCAAGUCCAAAUACUCUCCUCCAGAUGAUGAAAUAGUACCGACACCAGAGAAUUGCCAUAUUCAUCUAUUCAAAUAUAAUGAAAGAACUGAUAAACAAACAGAAAUCCCUAUUUAUAACUUUAAAUCGUAUUACAUUAUUGGAAGGGAUAAAGAGUUGGCGGACAUUGUUGUUUCAGAGGAGGAGGAUGGCUAUUUAGUCUCGAAAGAGCAUACGGUUUUACAGUUCCGCAAAAGUAAGUUAGGUCAGGUAAAUUGUUACAUUAUGGAUUUGAAGUCAACUAAUGGAACGUUUCUCAAUGACUCUAAGGAAGAAAUUCCAUCAAAACGGUACAUAGAACUCAAAGACAAAGAUUUUUUCAAACUAGGAGAUUACAAUAGUGUACUUGAGUUUAUGGUAGUUCAUGAUAAGUGA